AUGAACAAUAUUGAUAAAAUUGAAAAAGAUAUUAUGUAUAUGAACCCCAUUGAUUCUAAAUUUUUUUUCAAACCUACUGUUAUUAAUGAUAAUAAUAAUAAUAAUAAUAUAAAUAAUAUAAAUAAUAUAAAUAAUAAUUAUACAAAAAUAAAUAAUUAUAAUAAUCUUAUAAAUACCAAUAUUAACAAUAAAAAUAAUAGUAAUAGUAAUAGUGUAUUUUCACAACCAGAUCAAGCAGCUACUAUUACCAAUAUAUCAAACCCUUGUACAUUAGCAUCGCCAACACCAUCAUCACCAUCGAAUAAUAAACUUUUAAUGAUACAAAGAGAUGAUAUGGAAAAAGAUAUAAAUGAUUAUUCAAAUUUAAAUUUUGACCCUCAUCAAAUGUCAAAACCAUCAUAUCAUCAUCAUUCUCAUUCUCAUUCUCAUCAUUCUCAUUCUCAUUCUCAUUCUCAAAAUAGUCAUUACCUUAACAAUUUACAACUUCAAAAUUUACAAAACUUUCAACAACAACAUCAACAAAAGCCAAUUUCACCACCACCAUCAUCUUUAAAUAUAGUUGUAAAUAGAAAUAGGUUUUUUGAAAAUUCUGAUCCAAACUUUUCUUACUUUUCUCAUAAUGAAUCAAAUAUAUCUGACUUUUUCUACAACUAUGUACAUUAUGAUCAUAAUUUCAACUUUAAUGAAAAUUCUUUUAUUUUUAAUACCAACAACAACAAUAAUAAUAAUAAUGAAAUAAAUAAUAGUGUUAUUGGUAAUGAUAUUUUACAGACAGUACCUCCUUCACCAACUCCAACACCACCUCCACCACCACAACAACAACAAUUUACACAAAUUAAAAAUACAAAUUAUAUUUUCGUACCCCAACAAUUAAAACAAUAG
This is a messenger RNA of Dictyostelium discoideum AX4, 882 nucleotides long. RefSeq lists its product as hypothetical. The record is from RefSeq and is a predicted model, not a curated record. The transcript has a single exon. Bases 1 to 882 code for a protein of 293 amino acids. Lineage: Eukaryota; Evosea; Eumycetozoa; Dictyosteliales; Dictyosteliaceae.